Molecule: messenger RNA, 4063 nt
Organism: Xiphophorus couchianus (Monterrey platyfish)
Lineage: Eukaryota; Metazoa; Chordata; Actinopteri; Cyprinodontiformes; Poeciliidae
Gene: bcl2l12
Product: BCL2 like 12
Exons: 8
Coding region: 164-1183 (339 amino acids)
Biological process (GO): regulation of extrinsic apoptotic signaling pathway
Source: RefSeq, a predicted model, not a curated record
UUUUCAGCGGUAUCAGGAAGAGACACCUGAUUGGCUCUUGAGGAAUAGCUCCUCAUUUUGCCGAGCUGUCCUGUUAAGCUGCGCAGACAGACUCCCGGAGUCAGGACAACAACAACAACAAAUCUCAGUUGGACGCUGUUCGACAACCGAAACACAAGCGGGGAUGUCGGAGCCUGCAGAUCGUAGAUGUUCCGUCUCGUCCGUCUCUCUGAUUGAGAUCAAGACUGAGACGCAUCGAGUCCUCCAGGCUUUUCUUGAACGAACCAUCUCCACCCCCCACAAAGACAGGCCUGGCAGGGUAGCAGGAGCCUAUCAUAACAGGCACAGCUCGUCGCCACAGUCUAAACGAAAGGACGGAGCAGACGCUCAAACGGAAAAAGAAGACGACAAGAAGAAGAUGAAGAGGUCCAUUAUCCGUGGGAAAGGCUCACUGGGCCGGAGCAGCAAGCCCAAACAGUCCCAACCAGCAGAAGACAGCGUCUCAGCCUCCUCAUCUUCAGAUGAAGAGGAAGUUGAAAAAAUGAAGAAGCAAAGGCAAGCAAUCAAAAGAAAGAUUGCUUCGUUUUUCAAAAUGAAAUUAAAGGAGAAAAAAGAGAAGGAGAAAGAACAAAACGAGUCUCAUCCUCAGAGACAGAGUGACUUGGCACCUGGCAAGAAAGUGGCAGCAAAGGAGCCCGUCGCUCCUGUUCCGAAAACCGAUCAGCCUCUGGAGUUUUAUGAUGAAAUAGCUCAGAAGCUGGAAGACAUCAUCAAACAGUCCACCAAGAUAAAGACGCCAAGCCCAAAACUAAAGCGACCGCCAGAGUGUGAUAAAGAAGUCUUGGCUCAACGGCUGGUGAAGCUGCUGAGUUCAGAAGGAGAUGCCAUGAACACUAAGAUCCAGCAGGAUCCAGAGCUGCGCGCCAGACUGUCUCGUCUUUCUUACAGAUCGUUCGAGCAUAUUCUAGACAUCUUCAGCAGGAGUCAGGUGACUGAGGCCCCCCCGCUGCAACCGUCGACCAGUCCAACACUACAGCGAAUAGCCUUCUCCAUGGAGGUGUCCCGCCGCAUGGUGACAGCCACAGGAACGCAGCGGAUUGAGGGCUUCGCAGAGCGCUACAUGGAUAACUUUAUCCCCUGGGUCAAAAGUCAGGGAGGAUGGGGAAAGAUGCUGAAUAUAGAAAAGACUGAGGAGUGGGACUGAUGUCCUGAAUGUGUGUUUAUCGUGAACCAAGGCUCAACUGGAUGAUGUCAUCCAACAGGGUCCGAGGAGCUGACCAGCAGAGUUUAAUCUGACCUGUCACAUUACAUAGACAUGGUCUCUUUGGUUCCUGCUGCACCAGAGUGCUUCCAGUUUGUGUUUUACAUUUAACCACUCAACCAGGGUCCAGGCUGUUGCCACUGCUGCUACUAGCCUUGGUUUUCAAGGACCUGCUGUCCUUGAAACUAAAACUAAGUAGCUAAAUCCAUUUUGUUGUGGAAAAAUAAAGUACAAAAACCAAAUCAACUACUUGUAUUUUACCUCUUGGAUUAUGAAAUUCCAUAGUGAGACAUGAGAUGUUUUACAGCAGCUUUUAUUGUAAAUAGCAGAGCUACAGGAGAAGCUAUUUUACUAAGUUAUAUUUUAAACUGACAGCUCAUGGAAAAAUGCUAAAGAUUAUGGGGUGCCAUUUCAAAAGUUACACACAAAAAUUAACAACAUUGAUUCAUUGUUGAAAGUCAUAAUUUCACAAUUUCAACAUUCGUUUAUAAAUGUCACAGUUUCAAACUAAAUAUUUAAUUAGCCAGCUAAAUAUUUAGUUCAAAGCUAAACACUUAGUUAGCUAGCUACAUAUUUAGCUAAAUAUUCAGUUAGAAAACAGAAUAUUUAGUUCAGGGCUACAUGUAUGAAAUAUUUAGUUUGAAGCUAAAUAUUUACGGUAACUUAGAGCUAAAUAUUUAGCUAACACGCAAAUUCACUUGCUGAAAAGUGGACUACCAAAAUAAAAGCGGGGUCUUGCAGACCUCGUAUAAACUAAUGCUGGCGAUACUGAUUCACUUCAACUGUUUCUCAUGUCAUGUCUUCAUCACUGAUUGCAGUGAAGAGUCGGCUUUGAAGGAUUCAGCCUCACCAGCAGGAGUUUUAUACAAGGUCUGAACACCCAGCUUUUAUUUUGGUAGUCUACUUCCAGUUCUCCACAAGUGUAUUUUUAUAUUAGUUAAUUAGCUUAUUAGCUAUUUAGUUAAUCAACUUAAUAUUUUCUUUGAAACUCUUGCAUUUAUAAAUUAAUAGUGAAUUAUUAAAUAUAUUAAUUCAAAAAAAUCAAUCCUCAUUUUCUUUUCUUGUAUGACAGGUUAAAUAAGCCAAAUGAUUCAUUUUUAACUGUAGCUUUACAAACGGCACCACAUGCAAAAUGCUCACUUUAAUCUGUGCAAAAAAAAAAGAAAAGAACCGGUCUGAGAUUCUCACAGAAUGAUAAAAAAAAGUUUCAUUGUAUUUCAGUAUUUAAGCACAAAUUUAGAACAAAAUCGAUAAAACGAUCUAAUGUCUUUUUUCUAUAACAGAGAAGUAACACUUAUGUCUUGUAGUGCUAACAAGCAUACCCUAUUUCAGUUGCACUAAUGUAAUUUAUAACAUUGAUCAGUUAUUGAUCAGCAUGUCAGGUCAAGCAGAAAAAUAGUAGAGUCCAAUGAAUUUAUUUCAAGUGAUUAUUAUGCAGAAUAUUUUUCCUCUUAUCUGUUGUUGCUCUUUAUAGAGGAACACAAACAAAACAGCUCAUAAUAAGUGAGCAGUCAGUCAGGCCUGAGGGGGUUGGAAGGGUUGCUUUAUUUUUCAAACAGCUGAAGAAAAAACUGCAGCAGCAGUAAAAGUAGUCUAGAGGGGAAAGUUUAGAGGUUUUCAAACAGUAAGACUAAACGUAUUAUAAUCCUGGAACCGGCCCAGGACUCUGCAGCCGUCUUCACCAGCCAGAGCUGGUCAUGUAUGCUAAACAUGCUCUGACCGAGGAGCACCUCGACAUUCUAGAGAGUGCAAUAAUUCCAAAGCCUCUUUCUGCCACAUUUUGCAUUGAUGCAUUUAAAAAUGAAAACGAUGUGAUUCAGAUUGACCCCAUCUCUGAAUAUAAACAGCUUCUCCGGAAAUGUCUUUGAGAAAAAAGUUGGAAACAUGAAAUGUUUGGGAAAAUUCAGUGAUUGCUGAUAUUUACUUGCCUAAGUGCAAAUCACUGAUGGUCAACCCAUAAGUCUGAAAUGAUAUUAUUUUUAAAGAUGUGAAAAUCAGUUAGCAUUUACAGUAUGGGUUCAAAUAUAGCCACAGACUCCUCAGUGUGAGUGAGCAGAUGAGUUAAAAAGCUUCUCCUGUACUGUACAUAUGUUUAUGUUAAACAAUAUUAUCAAUCUUGUGAUGUUCAUUCUCCAAGUGUCAGCUGCUACUGUCAGUACUGUAAUAUGAUUACUACUUUAUUAUCAAAAUUUUUUUUGUGUGUGCUUUUUUAUAAUAAAAAAUAAAACUAACCUUUUCAUAAUGCAAAAAUAUUCAGGGUUAUUGGAUCAGGAAUUUGUGAAGCAUGUUUACUGUAAAGAUGUUUUUUAUAAUAAAUCUGUUCAUUAAGAGUUCUUUUAGUCAUAAUCGAGGGGGAAAUGUCUUACCGUCAAAUAUAAUCAUAGUGGUACAUGAAACAAAAAGUAAACUGUAGUUGUCUAUGCUUUACUAUGUUUUGUUUACAUUAUGUUUAAUAAUAAUGUAGGGUAAAUAAUGUGAAUAAGUGUUUAUUUCCUGUAGUGUUUGCUGCGUUCAGCACUGAGCCUGCUGUGUUCGGGUUAAACAGCAGCAGGAGGCUGCAGCGCCUCUAACACAACCUACAUUCUGGAAUGCACUAAAGUGAAUAAGGGAAACUGAUGUUUGUUGAAUUAUCAUUGUGUUUUUUUAUUGCAGUUUACCUUAGUCAUAUAAGGCAGAGUAGAAAAUGUUUUAUGUAUUUAUUUAUUGCCAGUGAAACUGCUGAUGUGGAGGAUCAUGUACUGUAGAUAAUGUCCAACCUCUGUCACUGACUAAAUGCUGAACUCUUAUCUGUCUUUUAUUAAACGCCAAAGAUUAUAUUGAUGA